GCAUUGAAACAGUUCACGCGCGAGAGUGAUUCAAUAUGGACGUAGGUAUCGGCAAGCCGCGGAUUAUCUAGAAGAAAUCGAGUAAAUAUAAAAUUUAACAAAAAUAAAGUGUAUACGAAUAAAAAACGAGUGGUGGUACAUUUGGGUGUGGAUUUGUGUGUUUGCAUUUGUGGCCAUCCGCGCAGCAUUACAUGUUUAAGGUGUACCCACUAAAUAUGGAUACUUGCGCGCUCUCGCCUCCCUCCAGUAAUUCGGGAGUAGUGCAUCGUGCAGUCGGUUGCCACAGUUUUUAAGCGGGCAACACGAGACGGACAGUGCCGAGUGAAAAUAAACGAUAAAGCGGCAUCAAAUCAUUAUUAAAUGCUUGUUCCUGCCAUUUGUUUAUGCAAUUUGAUUUAAUUCCAUUAUAUAAGUAAAACAAAAGUGUAACGGUGACGAAACCGAUGUGAUAUGCGAUGAUGGAUCCGUAGCGACGUGGGCCGCAUCUGUGACAAAUAUGAUGAAUGUAGAAAUGUUAGUGCUGUACCAGGCGUGUACUAAAACGAAUGACCAUUAACAAUGUUGUUGCCUUCGGGGCGCUCAAACACCUUGACAAGAAUAUCAUCUCCUCUCCUGACCACGAACGUCAUAAAUAAGUCAGAAAACGUGCAGCCAGUAGCUGCGACAGGAGCUACUGACAGUGGGCCAACAACUAUAGAGUCAACAAACGCAGAGGCGGGCAAACAUUCCUCAGCACCCUGUAACCAAUGUGAAAACAGGGCCACUUGCACCGUGCAUGCUGUGUGCGCUCCCAGUCUUCCACCAGUAUUAAACAGUACAGAUGCAGCUACGCCAGUUUUGGAUAGUGCGGGAACUUGGGAAGAAGUCGAGCGACACCUACAAGCAUUACAGGAAAAACUCAAGGAGAACUGGACCGUACACGUGGCUAAAGAGGGUAGACUAUAUUACUGCAAUCAUAUUGCACAAACCUCCGGCUGGUUGCCCUCCUGUGAAGAUUGGGGCAAGAAUGAGGAGCUGCCAUAUGGUUGGGAAAGAGCAGUUGAUUCGAAAGGACGAUCGUAUUAUAUAAACCAUUUAAAUAAAACAUCAACAUAUGAGGCACCUGAAAGUGUUCGGUGGGACGAGAAUCCACCAGAGCCUAGAAUGGUCAUUCUUCAACGCAGUCCUACCCUGGGAUUUGGCUUUGUUGCGGGUAGUGAACGACCAGUGAUAGUUCGUUUCGUCACAGAUGGUGGGCCUAGCAUGAACAAGCUUCAACCCGGCGAUCAUAUUCUCACCGUAAACGGAGAAGAUGUCAGAGAGUCACCACGUGAUCAUGUUAUUCAACAGGUACGAGGUUGUGAAUCACAAGUAACUUUAACGGUGUGUCAGCCUACGUACAGUAGCAUAGCACCCGGCCGUAAAUCAACGCUCCUUUCAGCGGGGAAACGUGCGAAAUUACGGACGAGGCCAAGUCGUGUACGCUUUGCUGAGAGUGUCUGUGUUAAUGGCUCUCCAUUGUUUCCGGCAUCAGCAUUCUCUUUGGGCGACAUUUGUGUGCCACCGAUGGCGAAUGUGCUGAAAGUAUUUCUAGAAAAUGGCCAAACAAAGUCAUUUAAGUACGAUGCGACCACCUCUGUACAGGAUGUAAUGGGUUCGCUUUUGGACAAGCUGUGCCUCUCAACAGGAGAAAUAUUUAGCCUUGUGCUAGAGCAUGUGAAAAGUUUGAAGCGAAAUAAACUCACAUUGCUCGAUCCUGAGGAAUCUUUAGCGCGUAUUGCUGCACGACCAGGUGCGCACAAGCUGCGAUGUCUAUUUCGGGUAACUUUUGUGCCAAUAUCGGCAGCUGAUUUAGCUCAAAAGGAUCUAAAUGCACUCGAUUAUUUGUAUAUGCAGUGCUGUAAUGAUGUUACUCAAGAGCGUUUUGCGCCUGAACUUCAACCGGAGGUUGCGUUAAGACUAGCCGCAUUGCAUAUGCAUCAGCAUGCCUUGGCCAAUAACGUUUCUCCAACGAAGUUGACAGUUAAAUUUGUAGAGCGUGAGUUCGGCUUGGAAAGAUUUGUGCCCAUAUCUUUGUUUGAAGGUAUGAAACGAAAAGAGCUGAGACGCUUAAUAUCACAUUUCUUAAAAUUAAAUGCGGAGAUGACGGGAUCAUCAACCAAAGUUUUGACACAACUUCAGGCGAAAUUACACUACUUAGAUAUUAUUGCAAGUUUGCCAAGCUACGGCGCCAAAUGUUUCAGCACAAACCAAAGAGAAGGAGUCGAGCGUGUUUUACUUGUUAGCCCGAGGUUUGGUUUGAGUCAAAUAUCCAGUACCAGAAAUUCGGUUCCCCAGCCCAUAUCGGCUAUUGAGGAUUUUAGUCAUGUCAUUGUUAACCGAGACGAUGACGUUACAUGCAAUGUGGUCAUAUUUAUGCAAGGUGACAAAGUUGUGAAAUUUUCGAUGGAGGACCGCGAUGCAUGUGAAUUUUCACUAGUUUUGGCUGGGUAUUAUCGAUUGCUGACAGGGAAAAGGCUCCCAUUAGAGCGAGAAAAGGAACAAAAUGAUGAAGACAACGCACCUUCAUAUUUAUCACAACACACUGUAUUGCCCGCAGCUUGGAGCUAUUUGUUGCCCUUACAUAAUAGAGCGCACAGCAUAAACUUUCUCAUGACACCACCAUAUCAUCCGACAAAUAAAAAGGAGAAGUUGUCUGCUACUGAAAGUCCAGAUGCAAUCGGACCGUCUGACGUUAACUACUCCAGCAUUACGGAUAUUAAACCAAAACCAAAGAGCGUUUCAUUUGUUAGUAACGCUGCGAUGGAUCUGGAUAUUCACAGUGUUAUGGCGACAGAGUUACUAGAGGAAGCAAAGGAUUCUGGCAUGAGCGAUAGUAGUGGAGGUGGAAGUAAUUAUUGUGAGCAAUCAAACUGCUCGAAUACAAAUGAUUUUAUUGAGGCUAAAAAUGAAGAGGUGCUUCGGCGCGUGCAUGAAAUGCAGAAAAUGGUGGAAAACUCUGAACAGUAUUUGAACGAACAAUGCGAGUACGUUCAAGAUUUUGCUACCCGCCAGAAAUCAUCUGUGAACUUUAAUUAUUUCGGCCGAAUAAAUUCAUGGCAAAAUGAUUUGUUAAAUGCGGAACAAAGCGCGAACAAAUGGGGCGGUACAAUAGAGUUCGACAGCGAUUGCGAAAGCAUAAACAGCAGUAAGGUUUCUUCAACAGAGGAUACCCCACAACCAGGUGCCCUUAAGCAUAGCGACUCCUUAGUGCUUUUAGCAGAAGCUAUUAAUCAGGAUAUUAAUGGCAUAACCCAGAGCUUAAAAUCUAUCGGUAGCAAUAGUCAGGAUUUAGUAGCAACCAGUGCAAGUGUUAGUGAGGCGUCCAGUCCGCGCUCCGAACGAAAAUUCAACAAUCUCGGGCAAAUACUUAGCAACUUACAAGCAAGUGCCGACUUUUCCCAAAGCGAGAGUGAUUCUGAAUCGGUUAAUUCUCCAACAAACUCACCAACAGCACGUCGACCAAUAAUUCUGUACCCGGGAGAAACCAGAAUCAGCUCUAAAAAGAAUUUAGCAUAUCGUAGCAGCUUCGGCCUACAUAGUCCCGAUGGCAACAAUUUCGGUCCCGAUACCAGAGAUUAUAAUUUGAAAGAAUAUUUAAAGCAACUCAAGGAGAUAAGUAAUAUUGAAGAUCGAAAUCACGAUACCGAUAUUGCUGCGAAGAAACUGUCAGAAAUUUAUGGUUUUGAAAUACGUGCGGACACAUUUAUUGAAACUGAUGCUGAUUUAAUUGAUCUACGAUCUAUACCGCCUCCACGAACCCCCGAUGAGUUAGACUCGAUUACCUUGCUGACUGCAGCACCACACGGAUUCGGUGAUGGAUCCAAAAAGACAUCUAUACCUGAUGUAGACGGUGAUUUAGAUAAAUUUUUAGCGAAAGUAAUAGUUGCACCACCGACUCAGAGAGCUACGCCUGCUAAAGAGCUAACACCAGAGGAAAUAAUGUCAUUUAUUAUACCACCACCACCUAACCUAGAAGAGAUUGAAAAUUCGAAACAGGAGCAUAAUUUAUCAGAAAAGCAAACCGAAGGCUUAUACAGUAACUCUAUAUUAGAAACAGGAGAAAAGGCUAAAACUAAAUCUUUCGAAAGAAUUGACACAAACCGGUCACUCAAGGAAGUGAAUUCUAAAGAAUUUAAUGUGGGUAAAGGAGGACACGUCAUCGAAUAUGCAACAGUUGAAAGAAAAGGAACAUUUUCAUGUUGCCCUAAGUCUAAAAAGGAAGAUAAUUUCAAUGAAUCAGAAUCGGCAAAUACAAGCCUGAAAUUACCCCCUCGUUCGCAAUCUAUAGAAACAUCACCUCCACCCAUUCGGCCUCCUAAAAGUGCAGAACUAAUCAAGCGAUUUUCACCAAAGAAACAACAAGGCUCUAUUGGAAUAUUACCGAAAGUGGAAACAGUUACAAAACCGGAAAUGAUAAUGCAGACUGAAACACCACCUAUCCUACCGCCAAGAACUUGUACUUCCAGCCGCGAAGAGGAAAGUCGUUCCCCUCCACCGGUGAGUGAAGCCCCAAAAAAGCCACCUCUACCGCCAAUAGCCCACCGUCCUACUCCGCGAAAUGCACCAGUUAAUACAACAUACUCUAUGAAGAAAAGCGUUUCACCAGUCCCGCCACAAACACCUCCUCGCAUUUUCCCGGCGUCUAGUCCUAGUUCAAAUUAUUCCAGUAGCUUACAACAGCAUCACCUUAUUACCCCGUCAGCUAUUGGUUAUCAAAGAUCCGCCACUGAUUACUCCUCGACCUACCUUCAGAAUUCAGUAAGCGAUAAAUGUCCAUUCUCUUUGGUCUGCUCUCCACAAAUGGCACGAAAAAUAAAAACUCCUGGGCCUGUCGCCGUUCCUUUGAAUCCCAACAUAACACAAAAAUUCGGCGAAAAAUAUAUUAUAAAAAAUGGACACGUUAUUGACAGCGAAGCACUGCUGGCCAAAACCGAUUUAGCAAUGUCAGGACUUAUGGUAAAACUAGAUCAAGUAGCCGCUCAGUGUUCGGCAGCGCAACUUGCUGGUGGUGGCAUUAGAAUUGAUGAAGAUAAAUUCCAGCGGGCGCGAAAUGAACUGACCGAACAAACAUUAGUUUUGGUGACUGCGUCAAAAUUCUUGGUGGUGGCUAUGUCCGAUAUGACGUUAUCAUCAUUGCCAGAACAUCUCACUUCAUGCCUCACAGCGAUCCGGCGUAUCACCGAACUCACUCAAGAUAUGACGCGCCAUACCUCAUCACCUCUGCAAACCCGUAACAUCGUACUCAAAGUGCAUGACGUGGCUUCCAGUUUCAGAGAACUAGUAGGUGUAAAAAUAGGUCCACUUGGCGCAGGACCACUUGCAUUACAGGCUGAAUGCUUAGCUAACGUCUUAGCUACAUUACUUCGCAGUUUACGAGUCUUCUCACCAUGA
This is a messenger RNA of Rhagoletis pomonella (apple maggot), 5412 nucleotides long. RefSeq lists its product as uncharacterized. Gene Ontology annotation, cellular component: cytoskeleton. NCBI's taxonomy places the organism in Eukaryota, Metazoa, Arthropoda, Insecta, Diptera, Tephritidae. Gene Ontology annotation, molecular function: protein binding. The record is from RefSeq and is a predicted model, not a curated record. The transcript has 13 exons. Bases 559 to 5412 code for a protein of 1617 amino acids.